CGGCCCUUUUCCUUAGCCUGACAAACUGUGCAUGUGAUUGGUGUUCGAACUACAAACUUGUCUCAGGUAUAUUUGGGGUGGAAAGAGUGUGCUUGCAGACAACACCCAUUACUGAUAGAGGAAAAACAAGAGUGGGGAGGAUAUUUGUACUGAACAUCAAACCGUUCAUCUAUUCUGUCCAUGGAAAGGAAAUGUGUACUAGUAUCCAACCAAUGUACUGUUGGGGGUCAACAGUGAAUGGAGAGCUGGGGGUUGGCGCCCCUGAGGUAGAACAGCUGACACUUCCGACUGUCAUGGACUUUGCAGAGUCAUGGAAUGUCAAACAAGUGGCCUCAGGACUGACACACUGCCUGAUUCUGACGGAAGAGGGCUCGGUGUAUUCAUGCGGCAACAAUGAACUAGGGCAGCUCGGUCACAACAAGAUCACCAGAAAGCCAGAGCUCGUUGACAACCUAGAAAACUACAGCAUAGUGCAAGUCGCUGCCGGUGACCAGCACUCGAUCGCUCUCACGUCAUGGGGCUUGAUCUAUGCUUGGGGUGAGAAUGGCUUUGGCCAGCUGGGUUUGAAUUCGACUGAGCCACACACUUCCAUCCCGAAGCUGGUGAAGAGCCUAGCGCGCAAACAGGUGAUCCAAGUGGCCUGUGGAUCCAGUCACACACUGGCUCUCACUUCAGGUGGGGAACUCUAUGCCUGGGGCUCCAACCUAUCAGGUCAGCUGGGACUUGGCCAUAGGGAAGGACCCCAGAAGGACCCCAUCCUCAUCAAGGCCCUGCUGGGUGUCCCCCUGGUUCACAUCACGGCCGGUGGGCAGCAUUCGGCCGCUCUCUCCCAGGCCGGCUUCCUUCUCACUUGGGGUUCCAACAAGUACGGUCAGCUGGGAUUCUCUUCCAACAAGGAUGACUUGUAUUGUAAUAUACCAACACCUGUACCCAAUCUGGCCACAUACUCGGAACCUUUACGUUAUGUAUCAGUGGGAGAGGGACACACUGCAGUGCUUGAUGCACAUGGCAAACUAUUUACCUUUGGCUAUGGACGAUAUGGGCAGCUGGGUCAUGGCAACUGCGACGACCUCUCUGUGCCACGAACUGUCCUCGACUUGUGUGGUUCAAAAGUGAGCCAAGUGGCCUGUGGGAGGUGUCACACCUUAGUUUAUAUCCCAUCUCAGGGUCAGCUCUAUGCAUUUGGCCAAGGAAUGUCUGGCCAACUUGGUAUAAAGACGCCACAGAAUCGCAACCUACCGCAAGUGGUGGUGGGCCCCUGGCUCUCCCCUCGAGGAGUGAGCCUCCUGGACACGAGCGAGGAGGAGGAAAGUCCCAGAAUCUAUGUGAAGAGAAUAUACUCGGGAGGAGACGCAAGCAUGGUAACUGUAACUCAAGAAGCAGGGUCAGCCGACGAUUUCUGCAAGAUGCCCAUCUUUCAAGUGCCGCUCCAGAUCGAGGAGAAUAAUAUCAACAAGAUGGUCUCAACCGGCGAGGAGGACAUGGUCGACGAUGAUCUGUUUUCGUACAUGGAAACUGCGUUGGGGUCUGUGGCCUGUUGGAAUAUCUCAUUCUUAAAGGAAGGCUCGGCAAAACACAGCCAUGGGCUUGACUUCAGAAAGGCAGAGGACUGUUUAGCAAAGUUGGGACGUGUGACCAGAGAGUCGUUUCUAGAAAUUAUCCAGACAAGCUUAGAGAGUGUCGUCAAGGAGCUGCCGCUAAAACCCAUCACCCUAGAUGGGCUGCGGUGUUUCAUGCUCCUCCCCCUGCUGCAGAACUUCAAUGACGCGCGACACAUGAGGAGUGUGCACCUACCCUAUGCUGAGGCAGUUCUUGGGUUGGAUAAGGCCAAGGCAGUGGUCUUCAAGAAAUGGCUCAAAGACCUGCCGAAUGACUUCAUGAGCCGCCUCUUGAGCAUCUACAAAGGGGUUGUGGUGCAGAUUCUCAAGGAUGCCAAUGCCAAUUCCUCAGAGAUUGAGAGACGUGUCCUACAGGCUUCCUUGCGUUUCCUGGCCCUCUUGCACGAGGAGAACCACAAGGACUCAGCCAAAUCCACGCGGCUGCCCUAUGAGGAGUUCUACAUCCCGGAGAUCGCGGAGAAGAUCGACAUCCGCAACGACUACCUGAACUGGAUCCGCUCCAAAACCUUGGCCAAUGUAAAAAUAGAUGGGCCAAUCUCAUUCUGUGAAUAUCCCUUCUUGUUUGAUGCCCAAGCGAAGACACUGUUGUUGCGCUGCGAUGCCACCAGACAGUCCGAGGUGCAGUUCCUCAACAUCCACAUCCACCGCGACAACAUCGUCCAGGACACGAUCACACAACUUAUGGACCACAGAGUCACUGACUACAAGAGGCCUCUGAAGGUUCGUUUCAUCGGUGAAGAAGCGGAGGAUGCAGGUGGUGUACGCAAGGAAUUCUUCCUCCUGCUGUUGCGAGAAAUACUGAAACCAGAUUAUGGCAUGUUCACGCACCACAGCGAGACCAAUUUAAUCUGGUUUAAGGAGGGGUCGCUUGAACCAGCAGCGACGUACGCUCUCAUUGGUAUUGUGUGUGGACUUGCAAUCUACAAUUUCACCAUCAUAAACCUUCCAUUUCCACUCGCGCUGUAUAAGAAGUUGCUCGGGGAGUCUGUGGGCCUGGAUAACCUCGCGGACUUGGAGCCAAGUCUGACGAGGAACCUCCAUGAAUUACUGGAGUAUGAGGGCAGUGACGUAGAAGAUAUCUAUGGGCUGAACUUCACGGUGACUCAAGACUUCUUUGGGGAGACCAAGAGCAUCCCACUCAAGCCCGACGGGGAGAAUAUUCCUGUCACAUCGCAAAACAAGCAAGAAUAUGUGGACCUCCUGGUGGACUAUAAGCUCAACACGAGCAUAGAGAGCCAGUACAAGGCCUUCCACGACGGGUUCUAUCGGGUGUGCGGUGGGAUCGUGCUCAAGCUCUUCCAGCCCAUGGAACUCAUGGCCCUUGUCACUGGCAACGAGAACUAUGACUGGACGGAGCUGGAGAGGAGUGCUGAGUAUAAGGGAGAAUAUUAUCCUGACCAUCACGUCAUCAAGAUGUUCUGGGAGGUGUUUCACGAAUUAACGGUAGACCAGAAGAAGCAGUUCCUCAUUUUCCUGACGGGUACUGACCGCAUACCCAUCCUGGGCAUGAAGUCGCUGAAGGUGAUCAUCCAGUCGACAGCCGAUGACUCAUACCUCCCUGUCGCCCAUACGUGUAUUGCCCAGCUUGACUUGCCUGUUUAUAACACCAAGGAGAAACUGCGGUACAAGUUGCUACAGGCCAUCCAGCAGAGUGAAGGCUUUGGUUUGGUGUAAGAGUGGGAAAAAGGUGAUAAAUAUGUAGAUCUCAUUUUGAGAGAAAUGUUUCAAGGUUGAAUUCACAGAUAAAGCCAUUGUGAAUGGUGUGAUCAGUGGAAUGAGUCACUGAAUUUGUAGAAAAUGCUUUUGCUCUUCAAGUGCCGCGAGUUAUAAAAUAGCGUAGCAUUUGGUUGUCCUUAAGCAUAUGCCAGGAAGUAGAGAAAAGGA
Messenger RNA from Penaeus monodon (black tiger shrimp), 3503 nucleotides. It is a transcript of the gene Herc4, whose product is annotated as probable E3 ubiquitin-protein ligase HERC4. NCBI's taxonomy places the organism in Eukaryota, Metazoa, Arthropoda, Malacostraca, Decapoda, Penaeidae. Gene Ontology annotation, molecular function: ubiquitin-protein transferase activity. The record is from RefSeq and is a predicted model, not a curated record.